AAUUCAGCAACUAACUAAGUAAUUGCAAACCCCUAAUUAUCUUUUCUUCCUCCUCUCCAUCCGACCAAAAACUUUUCAUUCCUUUUCCUUCCCCAUCCAUUCACUCAUUUCCCCUCAGAAUUUCUUUUCCUAUUUCUCACCUCUAGGGUCUAGACCACGUCUGAACCCUAAUCACCUAAUCCCAAACUCAGAAUCGACAUUAAGGAUAGUUACCGACUCACAGAGCCCAACUCCUAGCUACGGACGUCGCGAUCAACUCCAACGAUUUGGCCGUCCCCUUCACCUGAAUACCUUUUCCUUUCUCCUCAUCCACAAUCAUCACCUACAUCCUCUCUGUCGUCGCUGGUGAUACUCUCAUCACCUCCGGUGAUUGUCUAACCUCGUGUGGCAUUUUUCCCUCUUUUCCAUCAUCGUCAGUAAAUCGAUAAUUAUUUGUUUAAUUUUCAUAUGUAUUAACCAUUAGUUGGUGUGCUCGCAUCAUUCCUAUUUCCUCCGCCCGUCAAUAGUUAAAGAUUUGCCGUCUGGCUGAUGAUGGAUGGGAUAAAAUUGAAAAAACAUUCCAUCUAAACUUGAUGUGCAAAUUACAGGAAAUAUAAGGAUGAACAUUUUCUUGUUCCCCAUUUUUCUUUUGGGUUGGAGUUUGGGGUAAAUGGUGAUGCCAAUGGUGUCAUGGUGGGAACUGUUGAGUUGGAAGAUAGCAAAGCUUGUGAUGAAAGUGAAAUUGGUGUAACUUCUGCUGACGAGGAUUUUCAACAAGAUCAGGAUGAUAAAGUGGAUAAACAGUCUUUGGGUAAGGAUGCAAUCCUGGAUGGAGUGCCCUCUGCAGGAACAGUCCCAGCAGAUGAGCCCUAUGUGGGACAGGAAUUUGAAUCUGAAGCAGCUGCCCAUGCAUUUUACAAUGCUUAUGCUACACGUGUGGGAUUCAUCAUCCGUGUAAGCAAACUCUCUCGAUCAAGGCGUGAUGGAUCUGCCAUUGGUCGGGCUCUUGUUUGUAAUAAAGAGGGUUAUAGAAUGCCUGACAAGCGUGAAAAAAUUGUAAGACAAAGGGCAGAGACGAGGGUUGGCUGCAGAGCAAUGAUUUUGGUGAGGAAAGUAAGUUCUGGUAAAUGGGUUGUUACAAAGUUUGUUAAGGAACACACUCAUCCUUUGACACCUGGUAAAGGCCGAAGGGAUUGCAUUUAUGAUCAAUAUCCGAAUGAACAUGAUAAGAUCCGUGAACUAUCGCAGCAGCUAGCUAUAGAGAAAAAGAGAGCAGCAACGUAUAAAAGGCAUUUGGAAUUGAUAUUUGAGCAGAUUGAGGAGCAUAAUGAGAGUCUAUCAAAGAAGAUCCAACAUAUAGUAGACAGUGUGAGAGAGAUGGAAAACAAAGAGCAGCAGAAUCGUGUAUAGGUCCAGUAAAUUUUGCUCUUUGUUUUUGCUAAUUUUUUUUUCCUUCUUUGGAAAAAGGGGUAUACAGAAUGCUUUUGGGUAGCAACUAGCAACAGAUUCUCGUGGGUUAGAUGUGACAUGCUGACUUCCUCUUCUUAGGUGUCCUUGCAGAAUCGUUAGUUUACCCAUUGUGAAAAUGUUCUGAUUUAGCAGCAUUCAUUUGGGUAUUGGUAUAUUAUGUGAGCACAUGAUGGGUAAGAGAAAUAGAGAGUUGAUGUAUAGUUCUCCAGUCCCAUGGUCUUUACGGUUGUGCCAAAUAUGUGAAAUUGGCCUUCGAUGAAAAGGGCAUCACCGAGUCCCUAGGAAGCUCGAAAUUGCAUUCCAUUGCCAUUUAUGUAGAAUUUCAUUUCAGUUUCUUGCUUGGUAUAGCAUGGGAAUGUAUUUCUUUUCUUCUUCUUCUUAUUAUUA
Molecule: messenger RNA, 1836 nt
Organism: Manihot esculenta (cassava)
Lineage: Eukaryota; Viridiplantae; Streptophyta; Magnoliopsida; Malpighiales; Euphorbiaceae
Product: protein FAR1-RELATED SEQUENCE 6
Exons: 4
Coding region: 670-1389 (239 amino acids)
Source: RefSeq, a predicted model, not a curated record